AUAAAUUUUAUAGACAAAAUUACUUGUUACUAGUUAAUCAGAGAAGUCUGAAAUAGGAGUGUAGCUUUCCAGUAUUAUAAGGAACUAUUAUAAGGAACUGGUUGAAGUGGCUUGCCCCGGGCCUGACUACUCAUUUUGUGUUGCUGCAAGCUGAUGAGUCAUACAGACAGUAGAAUCUCUCUUAGCUCCAGACAUCCAGUCUUGUGUUGCUAAUAGUAGCUCACAAAACUAUUUGAACUGCUUACAAUCUCAAAGAUAGCUUCAGCGGGAUGCAAAAGGCUUGCAAAGGCUAUUUCCAAAGGUUGAUUUUCUCCUAAAUCAUGUAUUGGAAAAAAAUCGGUUUGGAAUAGGUAGAAAUUCAAUCUUGUUACGUAAUGGUUCACGUGACAAGUACUUCCGCUCUAGACAUUGCAAAUGCAAGAACUCUGAAAACCGCUGUAGAGGAAGGGGAUUGGAAACGGGAUCACGUGAGCUUAUGCUUGCAAUGUAAGGCCUCUGGGACCGUGCGCGUGGCAACCUAUGACACCUUGAGGUGUGAUUUUACUGGUUUUGAGGUCAAGAGAAGAAGAAGCAAAUGAGAGGAUACUAGUGUCGAUGUGUGGCAAGAACUUGGACUGAGAAAUCACUGGAAGAACAUUGAUAAUUCAUGUAUAAUUAUGUUUAGACCAUGCUUAUACCUUAUAUUGAUUGUUCAUUGUUGUCUAUGCAUGAUCAUAAGCUUGCUUUAAGCUUUUAGUUUAGCAUAAACUGCCAUUAGUGCACAAAAGUUUAUUGCAAGCUCAGCACUUCAAGUUGCAUCCAUGGUCGCGGCUAUAAUUGAGAUUGUAGCAAGGACGGUCCGUGUGAAAUAGUGCUAAUUGCCUGUGUUUCCAAUCCCCUUCCUCUACUAUCUAUGCUGAAACUCACCCUGAAGUCCUUCAAGAUCUCAAGCUGCUUCCACUUUAAGAAGAUGUCUGAAGCUCAGUCUGAAGGAUUAUUGCAGGAAUCUUCAUUUUCCGAAGCUGAAAAGGAGGCACAGCAAUUAAUGAAGGAUGCUCUUCCCCCGUACAUAGUAAAGUGCUUUACAACUGCAGGAUUUGAUACAAUGCAAGUCAUUUUGAAAAUGGAUGUAAGUGAUGAGCCGGGAAAUUCGAUGGAACAAAUAGAACAAUUUAUCUCUGAUGAACACCCUGACCUUUUAACUUCGAUAAGCAAAAAACCAUCUGGGCACAGGAUUAGAAUACAGCAGUUUGUUAGUGAGCUAUGUGCUAAGAAACAAUCACUUGGAAAGAGAGGUCACAGUGGACAUAAAAAUAAAGCAUCAAAGAGAACAAGAUUAAGUGAUACAUCAGAUAAUACUUCAGAUUUUAAGGACAGUGAUCAAGUUAGUAUUAUAGGUAUCAUUCGACAUUGCCAUUGGGCAACAUUGGCGAUUGAAGACAACGAUAUUAAUCUGUACGAUUCCGCAUACUCUUCUAUUAGCAAAGAGACUAUGAAAACGAUCGCCAACUUGGUUCAGUGCAAGAAUGACUCGUUUACUGUCAACUUAAUGAACAUUAAAAAUCAAACAGGAAUCGCGGAUUGUGCUCUGUACGCAAUGGCAGUGGCCACCUGCUUGAUUCUUAAGGAUGACCCAACUACUGUUGUGUUUCACCAAGAUGACCUAAGAACACACGUUUGUCAGUGCCUAGAAAAAGGCACGAUAACACUGUUCCCUAUGAAGAAGAAGAGGAGGCAUGUUAGCCGACUGUGUAGAACAGAGACUUUAUCAGUGUACUGUUACUGUCGCAUGCCAGAUCAUGGCCAACUAAUGGUACAUUGCAGCCAAUGUGAUGACUGGUUCCAUCGUCAAUGCUUACAAAAGAUACCUGAUGAUGAUAUAGAUUUUAUUUGUAACAUUUGUAGUAGCUAUAAUUAUAUUGAUUAUCAGUAGUCCAUGUAUACAAAUGUUGUGUAUUGAAAUCUAACUGAAAUCUAACUGAAAUCAAAAAUCUAUGUGAAAUCUACGCUGAAAAACCAUAAAUCUACCGAAAUCUCUAUGAAAUCCAGAAAUCAUUGCAGAGAACAAAAGAAAUCUAUUGAAAUCAUGAAAUCUUAGACGAAACCAUGAAAUCACUUGGAAAUCAGGAAAUCCAGCUGGAAAUCACGAAAUCAUUUUGAAAUCUCGUACACUAAAAACACCCGUUGCCGACCCCUCGGAAUAACCAUUAUUCAAGCUCUAUUUACCGUUGCAACUAUCUUCUUCAUUGAAUUUAGGUAAGUUUAAUCUUGUAUUGUACACAUUUAUCCCUUUUUCUCUGAAAUGAUUAAUGUUUAGGUCGUAUACUUCAAUAUGCUUGUUGGUAAAUCAUGUGGUAUCACCCCAAGCCAAAGAAAAUUAGUCAUACAUCAGCUGGUAGAAUUUAGUGCUAGAAAAAAGUUGAAUUAAAGAGCACCACUAAAGAUCCCUUUUUUGGGAAUACGCUAAGCGUUACAGAAAUUUUAAUUUUAGGCAUACAUUCCCUUAUGAUUGGUGAUCACCCCAAGAGCAUUAGUUUUGGAUCAGGUGGAUGUAUAGCUUUUGUGUGCAUGAAUGUGUAGUCACCUAUUUUUACCUCAUAAUUGUUAUUGGCCCGGUAGUAGAUUGUGGUGAAGGGCCUGUAGGCCCGAGAUAUUUAACUACUACAAAUGCUGUUUCAUCUAUAUUUUAUAUAGCAAUACCUCGCAAGCCAUGAGUACGCUGAAGAAAAGAAGACAGAAGAAUACCCCUCCUCUCUACACCCCUACACGUCACCGCCCUCGUAAAUGUUAUCGGCUGUUCCGGCUAUAUAUACACCCUUGUAUACCUCACCAGCUUCUCUCCAUCUAAGACUGUCUGAUUAGAGUGCUAAACUAAUCAUAAUUAUAGCUGUAAUAAUCAUUUUUAUCGUGUAAGUUUUUGUUAAUGUUGUUCGGUUUGA
Messenger RNA from Halichondria panicea, 2918 nucleotides. RefSeq lists its product as uncharacterized. Gene Ontology annotation, biological process: proteolysis. Lineage: Eukaryota; Metazoa; Porifera; Demospongiae; Suberitida; Halichondriidae. The record is from RefSeq and is a predicted model, not a curated record. The transcript is spliced from 4 exons. The coding region runs from base 893 to 1912 and encodes 339 amino acids. Gene Ontology annotation, molecular function: cysteine-type peptidase activity.